CGUCCAUAACUAGAGUCUUGUUUUUAUUAUAUUUCUAUUCUCCUUACUCUGAGCGUUUUGUGGUAGGUUGCUAUUUAAUAGGUUAUUCUGCUUUUUUCUGGGGUACCUCUUUCGUGAUUCUUUGUUUAUUUUUCAACAGUUUGUGGGAGCUUUUUGUUUUUAGAUUGAGGCAGGUGUUUAAGGGGAUAUUUAAUGUUUUGGCUUUAUUGUUCACAACAAAGAUACCUCUGGCUCGUUGGAUGGAAAGCGUUGAUUAUUUUUUUGAGUCUAGCCCAAAUGGCGCUGGUAUUAUAAUGUUUUGUGUCUUACUCUGGGCUUGGCUAUUCAGCCAUGGCAUUGUUUGGACUAAGCACUGGCAUAUCUUCUGGGUUUCUUUUUUUGUUGAUUUGGAAGACGAAAUUUUUUAUAUUUUGGCUGGUCCUUUAAUACGUCGUGUUGGUUCUAUUAUUAAAAAUUGUGUGUUGUUGAGGGUAUUUUUAGCGUACUUGUUAAUGAGAAGGUUAGUUCCUAUUGUAUUAUUUGGUUUGGGUUUUAUACGACGGUUGAACGUUUUUAGGAUUAUUCAGAGGUUUUAUUACUCCUACUUUACUGUGUUGUGUUUAAGUUUAUUACUUGUUUCUCAAUUGUCCUUUGUUUCAAGUUAUACAAAUAUAUAUGUUGCUAUACCAUUAGGCCUCGGUGACUGGUUUUAUCAAGAUAUUGAAGCUUUCUAUUCCAAAGGGUCUUCCCCUCGUGUGUUUUCUUUUGUAAUAAUGCCUUUUAUUUUUAUAUGUGAGUGUAACAGUCAAAUAAUACGACCUUUGACAUUAAUAUUAAGUUUAUUGGUAAAACUUUCUUUUGCUUAUUUGGUAACUCAAACUUUGGCUAGUCAAUUUAUAGAGGGUUUGUUAGUUUGGGAUAUUUGA
Messenger RNA from Protopolystoma xenopodis, 905 nucleotides. Lineage: Eukaryota; Metazoa; Platyhelminthes; Monogenea; Polystomatidea; Polystomatidae. The record is from the annotation of a GenBank genome assembly.